AUGUUGUUGACAGGCGGAUCACCAGCACUAGAGCUAGCAGACUCCGUCACCGGUGCCAAAGACCUCAGACCUACAUCCUCGCACUUCCUCUUCGAGACAGCCGCCGUGGUUACCUUCUUCAGUCUCCCCAACGAAAUCAAAAUUCAGAUCGUCGAGACUACAGCGUCGUAUGACAUCGAGAACUUUGCUCUGUGCUGCGAGCUAGUCCAUGGCCUCGCAGGAGCGACCUUGAGGCAGCAUAAGGUGGACACCGAGUUGUACUCCAGGUUCGAUUCGCCUCGCGUUUGGGACGCGGGAAAUUCGGAGUGUCUAGCAGCCUAUUGGAAAAUCCAGGCUAUAUCAGCGAGCAGAUGUCUUCGACUCUAUCCUAAGAUUGUCAUCGUGGAGAAUUGCACGCUUUCGGACCAAGAUCGCAGAAGAGCUAGGGGGCUCGGAGUACUGAGUGAAGUCAGGCGCAUAUGCGAUGUCAUCUUCAAUGAAUUUGACUCACCAUGUACGGACAAGGAUGAAAUGAAGGCUUGGCACGAUGAAAUCGGCGACGGUGAAGUAGGGGCAGCAAACUGCCUGUUGCUCACUCUGCUUCCGAAUGUUGACCGAUUAUCUGUUGGGGAACUUGACUGUUUCGGCGAAGAGAUGUCAGGUCUGAUAUACAGAAGCUCAAAAGCCAACGAGAAGGUUUCUUCACUGUUCUGA
Molecule: messenger RNA, 693 nt
Organism: Letharia columbiana
Lineage: Eukaryota; Fungi; Ascomycota; Lecanoromycetes; Lecanorales; Parmeliaceae
Exons: 1
Coding region: 1-693 (230 amino acids)
Source: RefSeq, a predicted model, not a curated record